Molecule: messenger RNA, 741 nt
Organism: Mesorhabditis belari
Lineage: Eukaryota; Metazoa; Nematoda; Chromadorea; Rhabditida; Rhabditidae
Source: the annotation of a GenBank genome assembly
AUGGAUUUCACUUCUCGGAUUCAUUUUAUAACAAAUCCAAGCAAUGACAACACACUUGUUUAUAGAUUUGAUCUAUCGGACUUCAAAAAAUUGUCAAAUCGUUUCUUUCCGGAGAUUUCCGAGCUACUCGCCAUUGGUGCUUUCUAUGAGUACACGAAAAGUCUAAUAAAAGAGAAUUCCGAUAAGCGAAUCGUUUUUCAAUUCCCUUUAAUUAUCUACUAUAAAUGUUUCUCAAAUUUGAAACUGAACUCCAUGCAAAGACAUACGAAAACAAAAGGUGAGCUGAAGAGUGCAAUCGAGUUUGUCGUCCGAGAAGGGUUUCCCAGUGAGAACAUCGAUUUCUCUGGGGAAAUCACCGCCAAUUUUUCCCCAUUUCUCACCGUUUACCGAAGCAACACUCCGUAUAGAAGUGCUACUCAAGAAUAUGAAUUAUUGAAAAGUUUAUUGGUGGAAAAAUUUUCUCUCAAAGUUUGCCAUCAAGAGGUCGAUUUGUCACCGAGAUUUUACAAAUAUUCAAUCGAUGGAACGAACAAUGAACGCUUCAAAUUUAUCACAUUCACUCAAAAACAAGAGACACGAAUGAAAAUCUUUCGAUUGAAUUUUUUAAAGUUUUCGGAGGAAAAUCACUUCGCUAUCUAUUUUGAGUUCUACUAUCAAAAGCCGAAGAGAUCUCAAGGGAUUCUCGAGACGAUUCACCGCUUUCUUCCACUAAUGAACUCAUCAUGUGAUUGUUAUUAUAUG